AUGCUGGGAAGCACAAUAAUAAACCAGCGACAACAUGUGGGACUGCAGAAGCUGUCCGCACUGGCUGCCGUUGCACACUCCACAUUAGGACCCCAUAAAAAGUACAAGUUCAUCCAAGAUGAAGCUACUGGGGAUUCAGUUCUGGCCAGUUCAUGUUUACGUAUCCUGGACAACCUGGAUGUGGCCACCUGCUCUGUCGGCCAGCUGGUUCACGAAACCAUUCGGGCGCACCACGAGAUUUAUCACACAGGUUCAGGCUGCCUUCUGUUUUUUGCCGGAGCGUGGAGUCAAACGGCAUUAUCGUGUUUGCAUCAAGGAAUUCCGGCGAUGCAUGUGGUCGCAGCCAUGAUCGAGGGGAUAGAAUUUUGUAUGGACCUUUGCAAGAAAAGUAAUAUUUCGUUCAAUAAGCUUUUUGCUUUGACGUGGAACCACGAAAAAGAGGCACUGAUGGACUCUAAAGUCUGCAGAGGAAGAAGGCAAGUAAAGCUAAGUCGCCAUUUUUACAACACAAAGACUGAAAGUAUUCCAGUUCAGGAGCCUCGGCUUCCUGACGUUGCACACUUGGCAAAUAGACUGAGUCACGGUUGUGAUGACGGAAUGCAUCUAGUCAUCCAAGCCAGUCAGAUCCAGUUGAAAGCGACCCCCAAUUCUGCCUUUGACGUGACUAAAGUGACAACUUGUAUGUUGCCUGGCCUUUCUGAGGACCUUGCUCACGUUGUCCCUGGCUGCGUCGUUCUCCUCAACGCAGAGCAGACUUCUGUGGCACAUCACAUGAAGGACAAACCGCUAAACGUCGUUUUUAUCCUUGGAGAUUUAUCGCACACCUAUCGUCAUCUCGGCUUGAAAAAACAUGCGGGUGUGAAACAUGUUAGCGACCAGUCGGGUUUGUCUGACUUGAGCAAAGAGGAAGAGUGGAUGGAAAAGGUCCUGAGGCUCCUGUUGCAACUGCAAGUGGACUUGGUAAUGGUCAGCGGGCUUGUUAAUGAGCUUGUGAUUCAACGCUGUUCUCAGCGUCGCAUACUUGUUGUUGGAAAAGUUCGAAUGUUCAUUUUAAAGGAGAUGGCAAACGCAGCCGGAGCGAUUAUGGUGACGUAUGCCACACAGUUGAGCAAACAUUGCGUCGGCAAGAAUAUCCAAGUCAGUAUAUGGAAGGAAAUCUAUUGUCAUGAGGGGACGCCGUUAACCGCUGUCAGAGUUAACGUCACCGGUUGCACGCGUUUUGUCACGGCUGUCAUCACCAGCCCCGUAAAUGGGAAGCUGCAGGCCCUGGAGGACCGCUUUUGGGCUUGUGCUUACCGUGUACACCACGCCCUGAAGGACAAAGCGGUGCUGCCUGGUGCUGGAACAGUUGAGAUGCUUUGUAUUUUACACCUGAAGAAGAAAGCUGAAGUUCAGAAUCCCAGAAAUGGGAUUUCUGCUUCUAACCCCUACAUUAGUAUUGUGUUUAACCUCCUGGCAGACAGUUUUACAGAAUACCUAUCCACUGUGAUGGCGAACUCCACUGGGAUUUCACAUGUCAACGCCAGGACUGCAUUAAACCAGAAACUACAAGACAUCAACGGCAUAUCUGCAGAGUUCUCACCACUAAUGUUGGACUCUGACGAGAGUGCUCCGUCAUAUAAGGUGGUUGACAAUUUUACUGUAAAGCAGGAAUCAUGGAGGAGGGCUUUAGAUCUAGUUUUGCUCGUUUUCCAGACCGAUGCUGAGAUUAUUACUGGUGUGGACAAAAGCAAGCAUGACAGUCAAACAGAUCUAAUGUUUUUAUGA
Messenger RNA from Nerophis lumbriciformis (worm pipefish), 1767 nucleotides. The record is from RefSeq and is a predicted model, not a curated record. NCBI's taxonomy places the organism in Eukaryota, Metazoa, Chordata, Actinopteri, Syngnathiformes, Syngnathidae.